AUGUUGUACUACGUGGAAUUAAACGCACCCGCAGCUCAGCCCGUGCACGCUGAUUUACUACGAGCUGUUGUACGAUUCCUAGACGAUGGCAACAACUACAAGGAGGCUAUGAAAAUCCUGAAGCUAGUGGUGACGCGAUGCUCCACACUAGUUGUGCCCCCGUACUGGGAUCACGCGCCGUCAUUACUCGAUGCAGAACUACACGGCAAGAAGGAAUUGCCAGGUCGCACGAUGGAAUUCACAUUUGAUUUAUCGCAAACUCCCGUUAUCGGUCGCAAGUAUUUGCCCAAAGCGGGAUCACACCCCACUACAGGACCUAGCUCGCUCUCCACUUCUACGCCAUCCGCCACGCCAGACAAAGGUAACAAUUAUUCAUCAGCGUCUGGUUCAGCGUCGACGGUAGUAGGCGGGGAGGUGGGCGGGGUUACAGGCUCGGUGGUGGGGAUGGGGUCGGGGACCGGCGUGGGCGUGGGAGCGGGACAGCCUACCUCCGUCGCGUCACCAAGACGGUCCCUUUCACUCUCACCAGCGGACGCUCUCGCUUCUGGAUGGAAGCGACCAUGGAUGUCGCAGGCAAGUUACUUGUAUAUUUCGUGGCCAGAUCGUAGAAAAUGA
Diatraea saccharalis (sugarcane borer) is the source of this 615-nucleotide messenger RNA. The record is from the annotation of a GenBank genome assembly. Lineage: Eukaryota; Metazoa; Arthropoda; Insecta; Lepidoptera; Crambidae.